Biomphalaria glabrata is the source of this 657-nucleotide messenger RNA. RefSeq names its product histone H1-beta, late embryonic-like. The record is from RefSeq and is a predicted model, not a curated record. The transcript is spliced from 4 exons. Bases 1 to 657 code for a protein of 218 amino acids. Lineage: Eukaryota; Metazoa; Mollusca; Gastropoda; Planorbidae.
AUGCAUGACAAGAUUGACCUAGAGACACAUGCAUCCAAACGUCCAAAAACCAACAAAGCAUCCAAACGUCCAAAAACCAACAAAGCAUCCAAACGUCCAAAAACCAACAAAGCAUCCAAACGUCCAAAAAUCAACAAAGCAUCCAAACGUCCAAAAACCAACAAAGCAUCCAAACGUCCAAAAACCAACAAAGCAUCCAAACGUCCAAAAACCAACAAAGCAUCCAAACGUCCAAAAACCAACAAAGCAUCCAAACGUCCAAAAACCAACAAAGCAUCCAAACGUCCAAAAACCAACAAAGCAUCCAAACCAUCCAAACGUCCAAAAACCAACAAAGCAUCCAAACGUCCAAAAACCAACAAAGCAUCCAAACGUCCAAAAACCAACAAAGCAUCCAAACGUCCAAAAAUCAACAAAGCAUCCAAACGUCCAAAAACCAACAAAGCAUCCAAACGUCCAAAAACCAACAAAGCAUCCAAACGUCCAAAAACCAACAAAGCAUCCAAACGUCCAAAAACCAACAAAGCAUCCAAACGUCCAAAAACCAACAAAGCAUCCAAACGUCCAAAAACCAACAAAGCAUCCAAACACUGGCUGCUGUCCAAUGCCAUGGAGCCGAGUCUGCCCUUGGGCAACAGGGUUUGCGUAGCCAUUUGA